This is a messenger RNA of Ostertagia ostertagi, 1095 nucleotides long. The record is from the annotation of a GenBank genome assembly. Lineage: Eukaryota; Metazoa; Nematoda; Chromadorea; Rhabditida; Trichostrongylidae.
AUGAAAGUAGCCGUUUUCAGCACAAAGACUUACGACAAAGAAUAUUUUGAUCGUUUUAAUCCUGGCAACCAUCACGAGCUAACCUAUUUCGAAGCCUCAUUGCGAAGCAAGACAGCAGCUCUGGCAAAGGGAAGCGAUGCUAUUUGUCUUUUUGUAAAUGAUAAAGCAGACGCCGCCACGAUACAGUUACUGUCGGAACAGGGAGUACGUUUGAUCACACUUCGCUGCGCGGGCUUCAACAAUGUUGACCUGGAAGCGGCCGCCCGUUAUUCCGUCAAAAUAACCAGGGUACCCGCUUAUUCGCCUGAAGCGGUGGCGGAACACGCCGUGGCAUUGAUACUCACAUUAAACCGGAAAACACAUAAAGCGUAUAACCGUGUCCGAGAAAGUAAUUUCUCAUUGGAGAAAUUGCUCGGCUUUAAUCUUCAUGGAAAAACCGUUGGCGUUGUCGGCACAGGCAAGAUCGGCCAGGCUUUUAUUCGUAUCAUGCUUGGUUUUGGAUGCAGGGUGAUUGCCUAUGACAAAUAUCCAUCGACUGCCAUGCAACAGGCGGGUGUUACGUAUAUGUCAUUUGACGAACUCCUGCCACAAUGCGAUAUCAUUUCACUGCACUGUCCACUGUUGCCCGAAACGCAUCAUUUAAUGAAUGCCGCAGCUUUAUCCAAAAUGAAAAAAGGAACCAUGCUGAUAAAUACCAGCCGUGGUGCCGUGAUCAAUACCGCCGAUGCAAUCGAGGCAUUGAAGAAUAGCCAGCUCGGCUACCUGGGAAUAGAUGUAAGUAUUAUCAAAUAUCCAUUUUUGCUGAGUGAAUGUAUUAUUGUUGUAAUCGGCAAACCAGAUAUUAUCUUCAUCCUCGUUUCCCCAGGGCAUCUUCGUCCGUUCGUCUUUAUGAUGAUACUUGUAAAUAGCCUUAUUGUCUGUAAAGGAAAGCUGGUAGUAGCUGUUGGAAAACUGCGGGUAGUUGUUUUUCGCCAUAUCGGACCAGAUUCCAUCACCAAAAAGCUUAUGAUUGUUUCGCCUCACUUCGUAUUCAAUAAGACCGCUGUUGAUGAAAUGCUGCGCCUGCGCAAGACUGGCGAUAAAUAUCGAGAGUAA